Molecule: messenger RNA, 942 nt
Organism: Saprolegnia diclina VS20
Lineage: Eukaryota; Oomycota; Saprolegniomycetes; Saprolegniales; Saprolegniaceae
Exons: 1
Coding region: 1-942 (313 amino acids)
Biological process (GO): carbohydrate metabolic process
Cellular component (GO): extracellular region
Molecular function (GO): cellulose binding
Source: RefSeq, a predicted model, not a curated record
AUGCGUACCAUCCUCGCCUUCGUAACCACAUUGCUUCCUUUCGUCAAUGGCCACGGCUUUCUCAUCAACCCGACGCCAACGUUCAACGAGCUCAACGGCGACCGCACCAAAUACUGCGGCACGAUCGAUGGCCCCGUCGUGCUGCCCGGAAGCAGCUACAACCAAGACCCGGCGUGGAACACACGGCAGUUUACAAUGCAGUUUCGAGCAAGCAAGUUUCAGACGCUGGCAAGCUUUGUCGAUGACCCAAGCUUCGCGCCGUGUGGCACUUGCGGGAUCACGAAUGCCAACGGUGCGCCGCAGCCGCUUCCGAGCGUCCUCAAGUGGGCCAACGGCCAAGAGGGCUUUGUCGCGUCGCACGAAGGCCCUUGCGAAGUCUGGUGCGACAGUACGCGUGUCUUUCAGAACGACAACUGCGCCGCCAACCAUCUAAGUGGACUUCUCUCGAUCGACACGACUCGGUGCGCGGGCGCCAAGCAGCUUCGGCUGCUAUGGCUCGCGCUGCACACACCGUCGUGGCAAGUGUACAUCAACUGCGUGCCGCUCAGCGGCAGCACGAUCGAGAUUCCGCCAGCUUCGAGUCCGAGCAUGACGCCGACCUUGGCACCGACAUCGGCACCGAGCAACAAUGUGGUCCCAACGGGCGCGCCGACGCCUGCACCGAGCAAUGGCGUCGCACCGGGGCUCGUGGCGGGACCGUGGAAGCAGUGCGGCGGAUCGGGGUUUGCGAAAACGGUACCCUGUGUCUGCGGCUACGAGUGCACGGGCUACUCGUCGAGCUACGCGCAGUGCACAAAGCGUCGUCCAAGCGACAGCACGCGCGACACGUAUCAGCAAUGCGGCGGCAAAACCUACACGGGCAGCACCACGUGCUCACACUGCGACGUUUGUGUCAAGAUCAACGACUACUACUCGCAUUGCCUUCCGCCAAACUACUACUAG